Sander lucioperca (pikeperch) is the source of this 4338-nucleotide messenger RNA. RefSeq lists its product as uncharacterized. Bases 49 to 3735 code for a protein of 1228 amino acids. The record is from RefSeq and is a predicted model, not a curated record. The transcript is spliced from 5 exons. NCBI's taxonomy places the organism in Eukaryota, Metazoa, Chordata, Actinopteri, Perciformes, Percidae.
ACGUCUUCACGUACUAAAGAAAGUACUCAGAACAAAGUUUUUGAGUCUAUGUUUUCUGUCACUGCUGUACCAAAAAUUGUCCCACAACUCUCUCACGCAUUUGGAUUUAGCACUUCAAAAUCUAGCGAUGCGUUGAAGCCAACAAUUUCCCCGCACAGCACUGCAACUAAAUCAGCUCAUCCUGUACUAAAAAGUAGCAGUAAUAUGCUCAAACAACCCACCACCCCACGACUGGCAAUCACAACAGAGUUCCCGAGAGCUCAGCCCCACUUUACAGCAAAUAGCUCUACUCUCAGCGUAUCAAUUAUUCACAGCAUCUCAGAUCAUAAAUUCAGUACUUUGGUUUCGAAAGAAAAUUCACUUUUACAGACUACGAAUGAGAGAGAGCAAGCGGCACACAUUAUACCAGCGCGUAUAUUUGAUUCUAGUGUCAAGGACCCUUUAAACUUGAACAUGAUUAAAGAAGUAAAUACAUAUACUUCAGUGAAUCCUGCUCCGAUCCAGCAGAUGUAUAAUUACUCAUCUACCAGGCCAGCCAUAGCCUCAGCCCUGUCAUCUGUGGCCCACACCUCCAUAGGCCAGCCUCACCAAAGGCGAUCUGCCCCUCAGACAAGUCAGUCCCCCUCUUCAAUCUUUAACAUGUCUUCAGGCCAGCCAUGCUCAUUUAAACUGUUAGAGAAGACAGCCCAUUCAGAUGCUCUGCAUGCUCCUGUUGAUGAUAAUGAGCAGAGAUUGGUGCAGACCCUAAUGGCAUCGAUGAGCCCUAAAGCAAAUAACGAUCAAUUUCCUCUCAGCAACAUGUCACCGCUGCCAAAUCUCAUGCUGUUUGGAGAUGACAGUUUACCUGGCACCCAUAGCCUAAUGGGGCUAACAAGAUCGGCUUCAGAAAAAGAAAUAUUGAGGCACAACUCUGACAGUGAAUAUGCAAAUAGCGGAAGUGGCCAUUCGGAGUCCUUGUUAGGGACUGCUGAUGAGGAAAAUGAAACUGAGGAGAAUGACAGUGUGCUAAAGAUGUUGACCGUGGGAGUUACAAAGCAGAUGGCAGAGAGCAAAGAUGAAAAGAACAGGUCCCCUUUUAUAGCACAAACCAUUGACAGGAGUAAACACCAUGCUAGUACCACUGAGGAACUCAACUAUUUGUCUGUAUUACAGACUGGGAAACAAGCACUAAAAAACACUAAUGAUGACAAGCGCAAUGACCUGUUCAAUGCAGAUGGCAGUGGUGAUGCAAACAAUACAGUGAAAACUACCCUUGAGAAUAAUCAUCUUUCCCAGUUAGAAGGUUAUAUUGAAACAAGCACUCAGCCCAUCAUGUCUGCAAUUCAGAUCACUCACAAGAUUGACCAGGCAAUAGAUGAGGAUUUUCUGCCUGAUACAAAUGAUUUUGCUUCACUUGUGCUUGACGCAAAUGAUCGAACUGUCACCACUGCAUUUGUUGAGUCAGAUAGUCUGCCCAAAAUACCCCAAAUACAGGCUAAUGAUGUGACGAGCAUUGCUAUUUCUGAUAUUAAGCUUAAUGCAACUGAAAAGCAACAUGACCCUUUCACACCACAGGCCACUGCAGGUGACAAUGCUCCCCCUGACCCACAAAUUAAUUUAGGAAGUCACCUUAAGGUCCACAACAUAUCCACACAGCAGAUUGCUGACCGGAUUAUUAAUGUCACUUCUGAAUUUCAGAUAACCAAUACUAAAACCAAUGAUUUUUUGUCUCUGGCACCAACUGCUAGUGCAAGUGGUCUCAUUGUCUCCACAGAAGCUCAUGAAUCAGCGCUGACUACUAGUGAGAGUGUGCAAUUUGUUAUUACAAAGUCAUCUCAGGCUGCACAAGCUGAACGUAUGGUACAGUCCAAUAGUCAUACUGAGCCUUUGUCGCUGAGAGAGCCUCCCACAACUGCCACUAUUGGCAAACCCCCCCCUGCUGUGAGAAGAACAAACACAACAGAAAGACAGAGUGUAGAGCAGUCUGUGCGUGAAAUUUCUGUACAGGCGAUCAAACAAAACCAGCAUGUCCCGCCUGGUGUGCUCGCAAUAACACGUCCUAUCAAUGACCUGGGGAAGAGUGUUCAAGGUUUGCUAAAAGCCGCUCACAGAGCUAAAGGGGUACAUGACACAACGUCUACUAUGGUGAAAAGAGUUGAAAAUUCACCAUUUAAAGAUAUCACAACAACAAUGACAACAAGGACUGCUUUUGAAUCUAAACAUCCUAAACAUGAGAUGACUCCUACAGUACAUAGGUUGGACAGAGCAGACCAACAUAAGAAACAAGCCUUACCUGAAAAGAUACUUGGGGCUGUGAUUGAUUCUGUACCACCUAAGGGGAUCUUGCCUACAGAGAUUUGCUGCACUAAGUCAAGCGUGACAACUGAAACAGGUGAGAUUGAUCAUAUCGCUCUAGAGACGAUGUAUAAAACACAGGCCGGAAACACAGCAGGAGAUCAUUUAAAUGCAGUGCACAGUCCUGACACAGAACCAGAAAAUGGCAACUGUAGCACUGACCGUCCUGUACCUGGAAAGGCUACACCACAGGCCACCAACCAUGCAGUGCUUUCACCAGCCACCAGUAAUUCUGACCAUGACCACGCCACUGUUGAAGAGACUACGUCAAAAAAGGCCAAGAGUUUGACAGUUGAAACAUGGAGAGUACUUUUUGAAACUGAUCAUUUGGAGAGCAGUGGGGAACUUGUAGAGAAAACAAUACAAAUACACUCUCACAGAGAGACCUCUAAAACUCAGGAGGCUGUUGCAACAGAGGUCACUUUAUCUGAAGCAACUACUGCACAUAGCACUGUAAAGACUACGGAGUGGACACUGCUCACUGAAAAAAGUAUAAAAACACAAUUAAAUAGAGGAGCAGCCAAAGCUGAGAUAUUUGAGGCACAAAAUGCCACCAGGUCAGCGCGUGCUGUGGCUAAAGAAGAGCCAGGAGUACAAAAGUCUGGGCGCAGGCUGUUACUGCCAGAGUCUGAGUCAGAGCUGCCAAGGCUCAAACACAGGAGACAGACCUCACCUCAUCUUUAUCUCUCUGGUGUAACAGAAGUUUCAGAUGAUCUGUGUGGCAGUGGGAACUACACAGCAGAGAUGAGUCUGAACCUAGGUGGAGGUGUAGAGCCUGGGGAUUCUGUGCCUGCCCUGGGGAACCUCAGAGUGGUUAUCAACCUGAAGACAAACAACAGUCGGGUAAACCUCGAGGUCACCUCAUGUUGCCUGUCCCCGACCAUCCAGCCUGACCUCAGCAACUCUACCUGCUGCCUUUUCUCCAGGUUAGCAGCAGAGCCAGCGGGGAUCACACUGCUGCCCAGUGCCCUGUCAACCAGUGCCAGCUUCACCAUCAGUCUCUUCCAAAGGAUUAAUUACUCCGUAGUGUACCUACACUGUGAUCUCAGUGUCUGCCUGAAGAACCAAUCUGACUGUGAAAGGCAGUGCCUUCAGCAGAGGAAUGCAUUUUCCUUAGAGGGUCCAGAGGCUGUUGUUACCAAUCUCAGGAAUCGAAUAUCAUUUGGUCCAAUGUUGAAAGAAGUGAACAAUUCUACCUUCCCAGGGGAGAUAGACCCAUCAGAGCUGGACCUGGUUCUGGUCAUCAUCAGCCUGGUGGUUGGCUCCUCUCUUGUCACAGUGAUGCUGCUGCUGGUGUGGCUGGCCUACCGUCGCCGGGCAAUCUGGCUGCUCCACUCGGCAGCUCCACCAUCCGCCUGCUGUGGCUGUCUGCGCCCAGGAGGUGACUUGAUCCUACCGUGACCAAGGAGGAACCAUUGCCAAUUAGACUGAUCACGUCUUCACCAAAAUAGCUGCCGACAAAUACAUUAGUCAACAGACAGUGGAGCAGUCAAUCAUAUUAACUGUAGAGCAGAGGCGGGAGGUCGUAUUAGCCGGUACAGACCAGACUAGACGAUGAGAAGCAAUACAAUUCACACCUCUCAAAGGUGACACUGCGGUUGCAGUCAAAUUUCACACUUAACCAUGAGCAGUCUAUUAUCAUUCAUUGAAAAUAAACACCAUCCCCAAAUAGAAAAACUGCUCUGAUCCCUUUAUUUACCCUCAGUGGCAACAAGUCAAUACUCUUUGUAUCCCAGUUGGAUAUUGAUAGCUUGUUAAUACUGGUUUAAUAUAAUGCAUGCAUUCGUGGCUUGACAGUUAUAUUGAGCCGCUGUGAUCGACUGUUUAGUGAAAAUGUCUUUCAUUGGGUUAGAGAAAAUUCAAGCUCAUUUAUUAUCGCAAGAAAACCUACACAAACCCUCUGCAAUGCGGUUUCUUUUUAUCAAUCAAAAUGACAUCAUAUUGCAUCAAAAUAUUGUAAUAUGAUAAUGGAAAAUAAUGCAAAAAUGGUUCAUCUUUAAUGAA